AUGGGGAAGGUAGGAUUCACAGAGCCAUGCCUGGCAAGGGAUCCAAAAGGAGGGAGCUGUAGGCAGCAACUAUCAGGUAUCAAUAGGUAUCAACAAGCUAGAGUCAGGCCACAAGUUGGCCGGACACAGGAGGUUGGGGACAGUUCAGUGGCCUAUGUCCAGCAUGGGCCCAAUGUGCCAGCUUCCUGGAGAGCUGGCCCCUCCCUGCCUGAGCUCUCAGUGGGGGACCAGGCAGCUGGGAGCCAGCCCUGCCCACACCCAGAGCACCAGCUGGAGGCCAGCAGGCUGGCCAGCCACUACAAACAAGGGGUACGGGCAACCAUGAGAAGGAGCCAGGAUGAGUAUCCAUGGGACACCCAUCAACCAGAAUGUACAGACCAGGGGUUCAGGAGUUCAAGGUCAUAUUGGCUGCCUAUUGAGUUUAAAGUCAGCCAGAGCUAUAUGAAACCUUGUCUCGAAAAGGAAAGUUCCGGGCUUCUGGGGGCCUUUGGAGCAGGCCCUGGAGGAAUCGCCGGUGCUGGCCCUGGGGCAGGUCUCGGGGCCUUUCCUGCAGGCACCUACCCAGGGGCAGGAGGUGUGGUACCUGGUGCAGCAGCCGCAGGAGCUCUGUUGCCCGGAGCAGGGGCAGCUGCAGCUUAUAAAGCUGCUGCCAAAGCCGGGGUCGGGCUUGGUGGAGUCGGUGGCGUUCCUGGUGCUGGAGUUGGUGGAGUUGGUGGAGUUGGUGGAGUCCCUGGUGUCGGAAUUGGCGGCGUCCCUGGUGGUGUUGGUGGUCUUGGUGGCAUCGGUGGCUUAGGAGUAUCAACAGGUGCUGUGGUGCCACAAGUCGGAGCUGGAGCCGCUGGAGUCGGAGCGGGAGCAAAGCCUGGAAAGGUUCCAGGUGUUGGUCUUCCAGGUGUGUACCCAGGCGGAGUGCUCCCGGGCACAGGAGCUCGGUUCCCAGGUGUGGGGGUACUCCCUGGAGUUCCCACUGGCACAGGAGUCAAGGCCAAGGCUCCAGGUGGAGGUGGUGCUUUUGCUGGAAUCCCAGGGGUUGGGCCCUUUGGGGGACAGCAGCCUGGUGUCCCACUGGGUUACCCCAUCAAAGCACCAAAGUUGCCAGGUGGCUACGGACUGCCUUAUACCAAUGGGAAGUCACCCUAUGGAGUGGCUGGUGCAGGGGGCAAAGCUGGCUACCCAACAGGGACAGGGGUUGGAUCACAGGCAGCAGCAGCAGCAGCUAAAGCAGCCAAGUAUGGUGCUGGAGGAGCUGGAGUCCUUCCUGGUGUUGGAGGGGCUGGCAUUCCUGGUGGUGCUGGUGCAAUUCCUGGGAUUGGAGGCAUUGCAGGUGCUGGGACUCCCGCAGCAGCUGCUGCUGCAAAGGCUGCUGCUAAGGCUGCUAAGUAUGGAGCUGCUGGAGGCUUAGUACCUGGUGGACCAGGAGUUAGGGUCCCAGGUGUUGGAAUCCCAGGUGUUGGGAUCCCAGGUGUUGGUGGUAUUCCAGGUGUUGGUGGCAUCCCAGGUGUUGGUGGCAUCCCAGGUGUUGGUGGCAUCCCAGGUGUUGGUGGCAUUCCAGGUGUUGGUGGCAUCCCAGGUGUUGGGGGCCCAGGGGCUGUGUCACCAGCUGCUGCUGCUAAAGCUGCUGCCAAAGCUGCCAAAUAUGGAGCCAGAGGUGGAGUUGGCAUUCCAACAUAUGGAGUUGGUGCUGGGGGCUUUCCUGGCUAUGGUGUUGGAGCCGGAGCCGGGCUCGGAGGUGCAGGCCAAGCAGCUGCUGCCGCCGCCAAAGCUGCUAAAUAUGGUGCUGGAGGAGCCGGAGGCCUGGGAGGCCUGGUGCCAGGUGUAGGAGCAGGUGGAGUACCAGGGGCAAUACCAGGUGUACCAGGUACUGGUGGAGUGCCAGGAGCAGGUACCCCUGCAGCUGCAGCUGCUGCCGCCGCUGCCAAGGCAGCCGCCAAAGCAGGCCAGUAUGGUUUGGGCCCUGGCGUUGGUGGGGUUCCUGGCGGAGUUGGUGUUGGUGGGGUUCCUGGUGGAGUUGGUGUUGGUGGGGUUCCCGGAGGAGUCGGCCCUGGUGGUGUUACUGGCAUUGGAACUGGUCCCGGCAUCGGCCUUGUACCUGGUGGUAUUGGAGGAGCAGGGACGCCAGCUGCGGCCAAGUCUGCUGCUAAGGCAGCCGCCAAAGCCCAGUACAGGGCUGCUGCCGGACUUGGGGCUGGUGUCCCUGGAUUUGGGGCAGGUGCUGGUGUCCCUGGAUUUGGGGCAGGUGCUGGUGUCCCUGGAUUUGGAGCAGGUGCCGGUGUCCCCGGAUUUGGAGCUGGAGCAGUCCCUGGAUCCCUGGCUGCAUCCAAAGCUGCUAAAUACGGAGCAGCAGGAGCUGGUGGCCUUGGGGGUGCUGGAGGUCUUGGAGGUGCUGGUGGCCUCGGAGGGCCUGGGGGUCUCGGUGGGGCUGGUGUUCCAGGUGGUGUAGCAGGAGCUGCACCUGCUGCUGCUGCUGCUGCUGCCAAGGCUGCUGCCAAGGCUGCCCAGUAUGGUCUUGGUGGAGCCGGUGGACUGGGGGCCGGUGGACUGGGGGCCGGUGGACUGGGGGCCGGUGGACUGGGAGCCGGUGGACUGGGGGCUGGUGGAGCAAUCCCCGGUGCUGCAGGCCUUGGAGGUGUAUCCCCAGCUGCAGCUGCUAAAGCAGCCAAAUAUGGUGCUGCUGGCCUUGGAGGUGUCCUAGGAGCCAGGCCAUUCCCAGGUGGAGGAGUGGCAGCAAGACCUGGCUUUGGACUUUCUCCUAUUUACCCAGGUGGUGGUGCUGGGGGCCUGGGAGUUGGUGGAAAACCCCCGAAACCCUAUGGAGGAGCCCUUGGAGCCCUGGGAUACCAAGGUGGGGGCUGCUUUGGGAAAUCUUGUGGCCGGAAGAGGAAGUGAUCUUCUGGAGACCCCUGACUCGCGACCUCAUCAACGUUGGUGCUACUGCUUGGUGGAGAAUGUAAACCUUCCAUGACUGCCCCCUACUCCAUCCCUCUGACCCCCACCUGGGAGGGGACAACAGGCCAGUGGCCUUAGAAACCCACAGGACAAGGAAACCAGACAGCAGCGGCCACGUACCCCUAACCAGAAAUAUCCCCCCCUCCAUCAGAGGCCAGGGCGGGUGCCCCAUCUCUUCCCACCCAGGAUCCCUCCACACAGUCUCCAUCUCCAAGAGAAAUUGGUGCUACAUGUUGGUGCUUCUUUUUCGUGGGGGGAGGGAGGAGGGAAGAGUAUCCCAGGGGGACCCUCCCUUCAUUGAAACCCCUCUAUUAAGAUGGUGCACACCUUUGUUGGGCAGUCCCACCUCCCCUGCCCAUCAGGAGCCAUCCCUGGAGGCAUCCCAUUGGUACCCAAGUGCCGAAAGCCUUGAUGCUGGAUUUGAUGACACAAUCCCUCUCUCUUUGGGUCCCUUGGCCCUAUCUCCCUCUACCAGUAGCUAUUUCCCACAUCUGGGACAUCUUGGAGUCGGGAAGGCUCCCCACACUGGGAAUAGCUCCCUUGUUCUUGUGGGAUCCACUUACCCCACCCAUUCAUCAAUCCAUCCAUCCGUCCAUCCCGACUGCCUAGGGCCACUAGCUGGCUGGGCACACCUACUUUCAACCUGGUUCACCCCCGUCAUGGCAGUCUGUACCCUGUUCCCACGCCCGCCACACACCCCAAAUGCUGGCCUGGGGUGCGAGGGGUUGUGUGAGCUGGGGCGGGACUAUCCUCCCCACAUGCAGUACUGUAUCCCCCAGUCCCUUCCUGGAGCCACUCCAUUACCGAGCAUGUCCCACCACCCCACCUCUUUGUGUUUCGCUGUGAUAGAUCAAUAAAUAUUUUAUUUUUUGUCCUGGAUAUUUGGGGAUGAUGUUUGAUUGUUGGUGUGCUUUUGGGUUUUAUUUUUAUGGUUAAUUGGGGGGGGGGGACCUUUUCUAGUCUGAGGAGCUGUAUCCUCAGGAGAAAAUUCAUUUUAAUCGCUUUGGUAUAACUCUGGAUGAAACACACAUUUUUUUAAAAACAAAAACAAAAUAAGAAAAGAAAAUUAACUGCUUUAGAAAAGACUAAUAAAUGAAAACCUUUUAAAGGAAA
This is a messenger RNA of Arvicola amphibius (Eurasian water vole), 4059 nucleotides long. It is a transcript of the gene Eln, whose product is annotated as elastin. The record is from RefSeq and is a predicted model, not a curated record. The coding region runs from base 1 to 2886 and encodes 961 amino acids. Lineage: Eukaryota; Metazoa; Chordata; Mammalia; Rodentia; Cricetidae. The transcript has 36 exons. Gene Ontology annotation, molecular function: extracellular matrix structural constituent.